CCUCAUACGUGCUAUUGUCGAAAUGCAUAUGCUUUUCAAGUUGUAUCGACCGUGUGAGAAAAAAGAGUCAUUCAAUUUUGAGAGAGUGUAUUGAGGAACGCGGUUAGAGUAUUUCAACAGUGCAAGAGAACAUGAGACGUAAAAGAACGUGUUCAGCGAAUCCUUCAAACAUCACAAAUGUCCACGCGGUGGUGCUUGGGUUGGAUGGCGUCGGAAAAUCAGCUCUCACUGUCCGAUUCUUGACCAGACGGUUUAUUGGAGAGUAUGAUGAAAGUUUAGAGAUGACUUAUCGACAUCACAUGACACUGGAUGGGCAAUACCUAGCCCUUGACAUCAUGGACACAGCCGGAGAGAAUACGACACAGAAGUUGGAGAAAUGCGCAUCUUUUGGGGAAGUUUUCUUUAUUCUCUUCUCUAUCACUGAUCGAGUUUCAUUUUUGGAGGCGAAACGUUUGGGGAAAUACAUACAAGGCGUGAAAGACAAUGAUUGUGUUAUGAUUCUAGUUGGUACAAAGACAGACCUGUGUCGUUACAGAAGAGUCUCGAGAAACGAAGGGUAUGAAUUUGCUAGGGAAAUAAGGUCUGUAUUCUGCGAGAUUUCAGUCUCGGAGGGAUUCGUCGAAACAAACUCUCUGCUGAAUGAUUCACUGAGACUGCAUUUGAGUAAUAAAACCGACCAGGAAAAUGGCGACAAAGAGAAAGCGGGUCCUUUGUCAAGGAUGAAAGAAGGUUUUAAAGGGAUCUACACAAGGAGAAAGUCAUGCUCACUUUAAAUAUUCUAAGACUGGCUUUGAUGUAUUAUUGUAUCGCGCUUAGGAACAAGGCAACACCUGGGGAGGGGGGAGGUGGCGGAACAUUUUGGGGGAUCACAUGGUUUUCGGGAGGAGCGGAGGGGGAGUGGGGGAUCAGUCGUCACCAACAGAGUAUAAAAGGGGGGUAACGCA
This is a messenger RNA of Pocillopora verrucosa, 944 nucleotides long. RefSeq names its product ras-related and estrogen-regulated growth inhibitor-like. The record is from RefSeq and is a predicted model, not a curated record. Gene Ontology annotation, molecular function: GTP binding; GTPase activity. NCBI's taxonomy places the organism in Eukaryota, Metazoa, Cnidaria, Anthozoa, Scleractinia, Pocilloporidae.